Pungitius pungitius (ninespine stickleback) is the source of this 15686-nucleotide messenger RNA. It is a transcript of the gene bsnb, whose product is annotated as bassoon (presynaptic cytomatrix protein) b. The record is from RefSeq and is a predicted model, not a curated record. Gene Ontology annotation, molecular function: metal ion binding; structural constituent of presynaptic active zone. The transcript is spliced from 13 exons. Lineage: Eukaryota; Metazoa; Chordata; Actinopteri; Perciformes; Gasterosteidae. Bases 150 to 12299 code for a protein of 4049 amino acids. Gene Ontology annotation, biological process: presynaptic active zone assembly; protein localization to synapse. Gene Ontology annotation, cellular component: GABA-ergic synapse; glutamatergic synapse; cytoskeleton of presynaptic active zone.
CUCCGUCAACGCGCCUGCUCCGUGCGGGAUGCUGAAUUGUAGGUGAUGAUGGCGGAAGGGGAGCAGCGCUGAGUUUCAUCUGAGUUUUAACCACCGCUGUAGAACCAUCUACAACAUCGUUUCUCUCCGUCGAGACCUAUCCCGAAGCGAUGGGGAACGAGGCCAGUAUGGAAGGGGAGGGACAAGCGGGACAGCCCGGUGCCGCCGUCCCUUCCGCUGGGGCUCCGGCUUCCAUUUCAGCACCACCGGACUCCGGACAGCUCAUCAAGCCCAGCAAUGGAGCGCCGGCCGGAGGAAGUGGGGCUGGACCCGGGCCGGGGAUUAACAGACCGCCCCCAUCCGACCCGGGACCUAAAGCAGGAGUCCAGAGCGGCCACGGGACGGGGGACCGGUUGGCCUCGCACGAAACCCGACAGCACGCCGCGCCGCAAGGAGAGCAGGGCCAGGGUCACGUGUCCAGGAAGAGUCUGCACGUGGACGUGGGAAGCAGCAGGACUGGGCGGUCCCCCUCCGUGUCCCCGGACCGAGGCAGCGUCCCCAGCUCUCCUUACUCUGUGCCACAAAUUGCACCCAUGCCCAGCAGCAAACUGUGCCCCGUCUGCAAAACCACCGACCUGAUGGGCACCGGGGACGACAAGCCCACCUCCAACACCUGCACGCAGUGCUGCUCCAUGGUGUGCACCCAGUGUGGGUUCAACCCCAACCCUCACCUCACAGAGGUUCAGGAGUGGCUCUGUCUGAACUGUCAGAUGCAGAGAGCGUUGGGGAUGGACAUGACCACACCACGCUCCAAGAGUCAGCAACAGAUACACUCUCCUUCUCAUGCAGCCAAACCAGAACUUAGACCUGAUGCUUCAAAUCUUCCUGAACCCCAGACACAUUCCCGUCCUCAAACACAGCCUCCAGCGCAGGCCCAUCCAGCGCAGGCCCAUCCAGCGCAGGCCCAUCCAGCGCAGGCCCAUCCUCCAGGACAGGCCCAUCAUCCAGGACAGGCCCAUCAUCCAGGGCAGGCCCAUCCUCCAGGACAGACCCAUCCUCCAGGACAGGCCCAUCCUCCAGGGCAGACCCAUCCUCCAGGACAGGCCCAUCAUCCAGGACAGGCCCAUCAUCCAGGGCAGGCCCAUCCUCCAGGACAGACCCAUCCUCCAGGACAGGCCCAUCCUCCAGGGCAGACCCAUCCUCCAGGACAGGCCCAUCAUCCAGGACAGGCCCAUCCUCCAGGGCAGGCCCAUCCUCCAGGGCAGGCUCACCCUCCAGGACAGACCCAUCCUCCAGGGCAGGCUCACCCUCCAGGGCAGACCCAUCCUCCAGGACAGGCCCAUCCAUCGCCUGGCUUUCUCAAACAGGCAGGUCCAGCUGGCCCAGGUCAACAACAAAUAAAGCUCCCUCCAGGGGCGAUUGCUCUCCCCGGCAUGGCCAAAGCCCCUUCCCAGCCUGAUCUGUCCCGCAACUCUCCUGCCCACCAACCCCAGCCCCCCCGCCACGACCAGACUCGAAGUGCAGGGAGCUCUCCUUCGCGGCAGCCCCCACCUCCAGAGCAGACAUUCGGGAAGCUGUUUGGCUUUGGCGCUUCUCUUCUCAACCAGGCCAGCACUCUCAUAUCUGAGACUACUCAACCACAACAACAGCCCCCGAAAACAGCCCCCAAACCAGUAGGACCGGUAGGUCCAGGGCCCGGGGCGGGUAAACCCUCAGGACCUCCGCCUGCCCAGCAGGGGCCUCGAGCUCAACAGCAACAACAGCACGCCCCCAUGGAUUCCACCAAACCCAAAGCUUGUUGUCCUCUCUGCAAGACCGACCUCAACAUCGGCAACGCGGCGGAGCAGCCCAACUACAACACCUGCACGCAGUGCCACCAUCAAGUGUGCAACAUGUGUGGAUUCAAUCCCACGCCACACUUAGUCGAGAAGAAAGAAUGGCUGUGCUUGAACUGCCAGACGCAGAGGGCUCUGUCAGGAAGCCUGGGAGAGGCUGCAGCUCCUGUUGCACAGCCUUUGGGUUCCCCGCGGCCACCUGCUACAGCCAAUCAACAACCACCUCAGCAGAAAGGGCCAAAUCAGCUUUUAGGGCCUAGGCCCACAGGUCCUCAACAACAACAGAAACCACCGGGCCACCAAGUAAGUGGCCCUGUCUCUCCUGUGAAACAUGCUGGAUCUGCCCCUCAUACCAAGGGGCCCAGCCAAGCUCAAACCAAGGGCUCUGCCCAACCCGCUUCUCAGAAUAAGGGUCCAAAUCAACAACCUUCCCAAACUAAGGGUCCAUCACAAGCCUCAGCUCAGAGUAAGGGACUUCAAAGCAAAGGUCCUAAUCAAUCACAAGGUCAGAGUAAAGGCCCUGUUCAGUCUGCUAACCAAAUGAAGGGGCAGGGCCAGGCCAAAGGGCCCACUCAGACAAAGGGAUCUGCUCAGCCCUCUGCUCAGAUUAAGGGCCCUUCUCAUGCUCCUGGGGCCAAGGCCACCCCUGGCAAAGCCACACCCAACCAUGCCAAGGCCUCCCCCACCCCAUCAAAAACAACACCUACUCAGUCUAAACCCACAGGUAACAACCAGGCCCGCAAACAGCCGCAGUGCCAGGAGAAGGCCAAAGUCGCAUCCAAAUCUCAAAAAGAAGAUGUCAAGGCUUCCCCGAAGAAGAUACUAUCAGAGACUAUCACUUCGACCAAAGACAUGAAGAUAGCUGAAGAUGCACAGAAGUCAAGACGCCAUGAAGAUUACAAUAAAUCAAGUACGCUGAGUCUAAGUGACACUGGAUACUCCUCUGAUGGGAUCUCAAGCUGUCAUGGGGAAAUUACAGGACAGAUCCGGGAAGAAGGAAUCCAGCUCAGUGAAAAAGGGGCUUCCAUCCCCUCGGAAAUCACCAAGCUUGAGAGCUCCAUGAAGCCUCUACUAGAGUCAAAGACUUCAGACCAGAAACACAGGCCACAUUCACUGUCUGUCGGGCAGGGCCGGGACUACAAUCCUGAUGACGAUGCAGCAAGGGAUGAAUCAGAGGAUGAACUGAGUUGUAAGCUUCGCCACGAUUAUGUGGAGGACAGCAGUGAAAGUGGUCUGUCCCCAUUGCCAGUAAGACAGAAGAAGUCCCAUAAAGAUUUAACCGAUGAGGAAUUCAUGAGGAGGCAAAUCCUGGAGAUGAGUGCGGAUGAAGAGGAGAUGGAAGAACAUGGAAACCAGAAGAGUAAAAGGGUUCACAAAACUGGUGGGGAUUUAAGCAAGGAGAGGCGACGACUCUCUCACCAAUCAAAUAGUUUUGAGGAGGACACCAAGCCAACGGAGGCAAAUGAAGAGGAAGAUGUAGUAAUGGCCGGUGGCCUUCGGCGUUUUAAGACCAUUGAGCUGAAUAACACAAACAGCUACAACCGAGACAUGGAGCUCAGCACCGAGCAUGACCUACGAGAACCUGAGCUAGAGAUGGAAAGUUUGACUGGUUCUCCUGAAGAGCGUUCCAAGGGAGACUAUUCAUCCACUCUACCUGCCACCACACCCAGCUACACCUCUGGAACAUCCCCCACGUCUGUGUCCUCCAUGGAGGACGACAGUGACAGCAGCCCUAGUCGCAGGGCAAGACUCGAGGAGGCAAAGCAGCAGAGGAAGGCUCGACAUCGGUCGCAUGGGCCCCUGCUGCCCACUAUUGAAGACUCGUCUGAAGAAGAUGAGCUCAGAGAGGAGGAAGAACUACUUCGAGAACAAGAGCAGAUGAGAGAUUUAGAGCAACAAAGGAUACGAAGUACCGCUCGAAAAACAAAGAGGGAUAAAGAGGAGUUACGAGCACAGAGACGCAGGGAAAGAUCCAAAACUCCGCCCAGUAAUCUCUCACCCAUUGAAGAUGCAUCGCCAACAGAGGAACUGAGGCAGGCUGCUGAGAUGGAAGAGCUUCACAGAUCAUCAUGUUCUGAAUACUCACCAUCUAUGGAUUCAGAGGCAGAGGGCUUUGAGAUGAUUGGUGGAAAGCUUUACAAAUCUGGAAAUGAAUAUAACCUUCCAACAUUCACAUCACUCUACUCCCCCACAGAAAAGACAUCAUUAAUGUCGCCAUCUGAUAAAACUCUAAAGAGUGCAGAGGAGGUCUAUGAGGAGAUGAUGAAGAAAGCACAGCUCAUGCAGAGGCAGAAAGGUGCCUCUCAGACGGACAGUAAACAUCACCUUGAAGCAGCAGGAACUGUAUUGACCCCUGGCUCAAGUCCAACACAGGUUACUGCCCCCAUGUCCUUCCCCACAACAGGGAGUGAUCCAAGAAUUCCAGGAAUGCAUGCAGCACAGCACCUAUCAAAAGAAACGCAAAAUAGGAUGAUGACACAGAGUGCCAAAAUUGAAGGAGUUGUUGGAGUUGCCACAACCAAAGCCCAAGUCAGUCAGACUGCCACAACUAGACAGGCAGGUAGCACAGUGCCUGCUGGCAACAGAGGAGGCUCCCAUAGGCCAACACAGGCAUCACCUGACUCUGCGGCAUCCUCCCUGACCUCCAAAGUCUUCUCCCUCUUCAAAGGGCCCAGCCCCCCGGUAUCUCCCAAUGCUUCUCCAGCACAAAGCCCAACACAUAUGUCAUCCGUGAGAUCCACUGGUGGGAGUGGCAGGCAGCUGCCAUCUUUACCUGGUGGUCCCACAUCAGCGCAGGCACCUCAAAGAGCAACUUCACCACGUCUUGCACGACAACAGUCCUCUCGUGAUUCGCCAGCUAUGGUGAUAACUCUAGCCUCAGACACAACCAGUCCUGCCAAGCCGCUGACAGUUAAUUCUUCCACGUCCCCUUUGUCAUCACCAACCCAGGUGAGUUGUAAAACCUUGUAUAGUUCCCAGCCCUCUUCGACAAGUUCUCCAACAUCACCACAAAUGCAUCCAUCACAACAGUCUCCUAAACAUUCGUCACAGAUGGCUCAACAUUUUGACAAAGUUAAUGUUGGCAUUGGCACUGUCACCCCAACUGCACAUAGUUGUGAGACCAUGGAAAACAUAUCUCUGAGUAAAAUUUCAAAUAGUUCAGGCUCCUCAAUGGUUGUGGGUCAGGUUCAAACACAUCAAAUCUCUAAUGUCGUGGAUCUGAGAGCCCCAAUGAGGCCUGCUCCAUUUAUAAUGACGGAUCAGGGAAUGGACCUAACAUCUCUUGCCUCUGAUGCAAGGAGAUACUCUUUAGGAGCAGAGCAGCCAUCCGGUCGACACACAGCGGUGCAACCUCUUAUUAUGAACCUGAAUGCACAAGAGCAACCUUACAUAUCCGUAUCAACACCCACUACGGUCAGCGUCACAGUUGCAGGAUCUAUGUUCAUGUCCCAACCCAAGCAAUUAGUUGUGUAUGGAGAUCCUUUGCAACACCGUGUUGAUUUGGGGCAGGGUGUUGGAUCAGCUGUGUGUUUAUCCCAGAACAAGCCACCCAUUACAGACCCAUCUAUUCCAAAAAUUGAUGCCUGUCUGGAGAAUCUAGGUAUACAACAGCAACAACUGCAGUUACAGCAGCAGAAGCUCCUGCAGCAGCAACAGCUUCUUGAGCAGCAGCUCCAGCAGCACCAUCAGCAAUCUUCUUUUGCACGUUACAAUUUAGCUAAUCAGGUCCAGCCAACCCUAAUGAAAAAAGACCUUGUAGUCAGCCAGACAAGUAGUGGCCAGCCGACAGUGACUGCUAGUGCCAUCUCUAGAGUAUCCCCCUUAGUUCCACCACCAGUGUCUGGAGCUCCGGCUUCUAACACUCCCCAUGAGGUCUAUAGUGGAGUUGCCUUAGAACUGAAAAACAAGCCAACAGUAAUGAACUUGUCCACUGGUAAGCCCCAUGUUAUGAUGGUACAACUUGAUGAAAAUAAACCAUCACAGGGGGGCACAGUGACUCAGCUGGUUAAGCAAGAGGAACCUCCUCUUCCUCCUCAGGUCUUGGAUCUCACUGGACAGAUCAAACCAGAAAACCAGGUGGCUUGUUGUGAUGUUGUUUACAAAUUACCCUUUGCUGGUUCCUGUUCAGGGUCAUUCAAUCAGAAGCCUCCAAUGGUAUCAUCAGAUAAAACCCCCACCCCUGAAACCUCUCAAGCCACUUACCCUCCCCAUCCACCACACUACAAUAUCAUUCAACAACAACAAAAACAACAUCAGCCUCAACCUACGCAAAGAGCAACUGAGGAACAUAAACCAUAUCUACCACCUGCAGGACCCUCAGGCAGAAUUCAGCCUUCUAUGUCUGACAGUAAUCUUCCCUCCGUGACUGAUGCUGGUCACUAUCAGACUAACAUUCAGGGGGGUCUGGCUGUAGAUCUUAGCAGCAUGAAUCAGGGUUAUGAUGGUGGAUACCUUGGCAUUGGAGCACAAUAUGGAUCUUACACAGAUUUGCGUCAGCAAGGAGAUUUCACUGGUCCUUCAUUACCCCUUCGCCGAUAUGGUUCCAUGUCAAAUAUUAAUUCCGACUAUGUCUACAAUUCACGUGACCAAAUAGGAUCACAAGAUUCUAAUCUGGCUCAGUAUAGUGCAACCACUGCCAGGGAGAUCAGUCGCAUGUGUGCAGCUCUAAACUCUGGGGACCAGUUUGGGAGUCGCUAUGGAAAUAACCCUGAAUUGCUACAAUAUGGGGCAGGAAGGGGUGGAUCUUUAGGUAGGUUAAAUCUCCAGCAAAGCUUAGCAACAAUUAGAGCAAACCUACUUUUUGGCCCAGAUGGAAGACCAACCGCAAAUGGCCAAACACUAACAAAUCUAAUAAAUGCUAGACAAGCAAGUAUACGUGCCCUGUACCCUGCUGCUAUGAGAGGAGGUGAUGGCAUGAUAUAUUCCACCAUUAAUACUCCCAUAGCCUCCACCUUGCCAAUUACCACCCAGCCUUCCUCAGUCCUGCAUCCUGUACCAAGAGGAAUUUACAGACCAUACCCGACAGGUGUAACUGCAGUACCAUUGGCUAGCCUUACCAGGUUGCCUCAAGUGACUCCAAGAAUGCCCUUGUCCACACAGGGGCCCUAUUCCUACCCUACCCCAAACCAGUAUCCUACUUCAGCCACACCAUCAGGAAGUGUGAAUGAAGCAAGCAGCUCCCACCAGGAAACUCCAGUGUACCUUGGAAGGCCUAUAUCAACAGUUGUUGCUCAAACAGCUGCAACCAUUCCACCAACCCAACCCGCAGCACACCUAGGAGCACAAAAUGUACUAUCAACUAGUAUGCAAAACCAAGCAAAUCAACAGACAGACCGCACUCAACUUAGCUCACAGAGUGUUUCAUCAUUCCCUCAAGCUCAAGGCCAAACUCCAACUGUUAAGCCAUUGCAGGUUCAAAUGCAGCCACAACAGUUACCUGCUCAAACUGAAGCUUUAUCUUUGACUCAAACACAACCUCAAGUUCAACCCAUCAGUCAACCUCAACCAUUAGCUCUGCCACAGGGUCAGCCCCAAGGGACAAUCCACGGCACUGCCCUACAACCGAGCUCUGCAAUUUCUCCUCCCAUGGAUCCACCGAAAAGUCAAGAAGAUGAAAGACUAAGUCAACAACAAGAGCAUGUGCUGAAUCUAGAGCGAGAGCGUGUAGAACUGGAGAAAUUACGUCAGCUGCGCCUGCAUGAGGAGCUUGAAAGAGAUCGUGUGGAGCUUCAGCGUCACAGAGAAAAAGAACAACUGAUUGUUCAGCGUGAAAUUCAAGAGCUCCAGACGAUCAAGCAGCAAGUCCUACACCAACAGCAGACAGAGCGGGAGACGCAGCUCAUUAUGCAAAGAGAACAACUGGCCCAGCAGAGAAUGCAGCUUGAACAAAUUCAGUCUUUGCAGCACCAGCUCCAGCAGCAGUUGGAGGAGCAAAAAAGACAAAAGACCGCUGCAGUGGAAGCAGCAGCUACUGCUGCAGCAGCAGAGGCAGCCGCCGCAUCGGCAGUGGCAGCAGCCGCAGCAGCCACAUCUGCCCAAAGUGCGAUACAAGGGGUGGUUGUUGGUGGAGCACCCCCUCAGGGGUUUAUUAUUUGUGACCAGAGUGGUAGAGUCAUUCAACAAGAUGGACAGAGUGUUCAAUUUUGGCAGGAUGGACAAGUAGUCCAGGCCAUGGUGGCUGCUCGACCCAUUCAUAGUUCUGCCUCUGAAAUGUCUUUGAGAAGCAGUGACAAACAAACUGAUUCCAAGAUGAUGAAAAAGCAGAACUCCAUGCCUCGUCUGAGGGAUGGUACAGAGGAUGACUCUCUGAAAAAGAUUACAGACAGCUGUGUGCAAACAGAUGAUGAAGAUGGAGAGGAUAGAUUUAUGAACAGGCGUAGGAGAACAAGGCGGAUUGCCGACAGCUGUGUGCAAACUGAUGAGGAGGACCAGGGAGAAUGGGAGCAGCAGCCAGUAAGGCGCAGGCGAUCCCGUGUUUCCAAGCACUCUGAGUCCAGUGGGGAGGCUAAAUCAGAAGGGUCAUCUAAAGUGGCUUCUGCAAGUAUAGCCAUUCAGACCACAAAUGAUUCAUCGUGCCAAACAGAGCCCGACCAACUAAGCAGGAUUUCUCCUGCAAUCCACAUCACAAUGGCAGAGACCUCAAAGGUCGACCUAUUACAUUACAUAGCAGCCCCGGAAAGGACCCACAAAGGAGAGAGUUUGGCCUGCCAGACAGAACCAGAGUCUCAGUCUCAGGGUGUUGUUGCCCCUCAGCUGAGUGUCCCUACAACUAUUAGUCCAUACUCAACAAGUCUGCAUAUAGUAGGUGCAAAUGCAUCAGAACCAACCUCACCUAGACACCAAGGAGUGGUUAAGUUUGAGAGGAGGAAACCAGACCCCUUGGAAAUUGGAUAUCAACAAAAUGAGUCUCCAUCUCGGCAGCCCCCCAAAUCUCCCCAGGUGCUAUACUCCCCUGUAUCUCCAUUGUCUCCUCAUCGCAUGCUGGAGACAACAUUUGCCUCCCAGGAGAAACUCAACAAGGCCCAUGUUACACCUCAGCAGAAGGCUUUUACUAGUGAAUCUCCCCAACGUCACCAGACCCUACCAAGACCCAUUAAAAGUGUGCAGCGCUCCAUGUCGGAUCCCAAGCCUCUAAGUCCCACGUCAGAGGACCCUGCCAAGAACAGGUUCUCCCCAUAUCAUCAGCAAGCUGUUUCCAACAGUCAGCAGAUGGCCUCUCUGCAGCAGCAGCAGAACGCUCUGAUGAGGAAAAUAAAGAGGACUCUCCCAAGCCCCCCUCCAGAGGAGACUUCGCUCCCCAUUGUUACUCCAGCACAAAUGUACAGCUCCCCCGGCAUGCCACAGAGGGUCCUACCCAGACCCACCCAGGGAGUCACAAAGGCUGGCCUGCUGAGUGAACUGAAAGCUGUGGAACAAGAGUCGUCAAAGCUUCGAAAGCAGCAGGCUGAACUGGAGGAAGAAGAGAAAGAGAUUGACGCCAAGCUACGUUACUUGGAGCUAGGCAUCACCCAACGUAAGGAGACCAUGGUAAAGGAUAGAGAAAGGAGAGAGCUUGCUUACAUGAGAUGUAUGGGUGAUGCUCGGGACUACAUGUCGGACAGUGAGCUCAAUAACCUCAGGAUGGUAGCUGCAACAGGAAACUUUGAUGCUAAUAGUCUGUUAACGAGGCCCAGCACUGCACCAUUAAGCCAAUUUGCAAACGACCUCAAUGUAACCUCCCAGUAUCCCUCAACAUCAUCCUAUAUGUCUUAUCCAUACCCUCAAGUUCAGCCAUCAACACAGCAGCCAGGCUCUGCUUACCAGCAGAUAGGCUUCCAACCUCCUCAGUACCCUUCAUCCUCAGCGCCCCAGCCAGGAACAUUCCAGCCCCAUCCCCCACCAGGCCCUGGCUACCAGAACCAGGGAACUUAUUCCAAUCGCAUGUACGCCCAGCCGUCCUAUCAGACAGACCUUGGUAUGCAGCAGCAUGGUAAUCAGGCCUUCCAUCCUUCUGGUCAGUCAAUGCCUAGCCAGAACCUUCCUUACCCCAGCCACAGCUCCUACCAACCUGGUCUCUCUUACCAGCCCCAGGCAGAGAUCCUUACAGUCCAUCAAAGGCCACGUCAAACCUCUUUGGCUGACCUAGAGCAAAAGCUCCCCACAAACUAUGAGGUCAUUAGCAACCCAGCAGUGUCAGUGGCCACAUCAGUUCCAGACAGCAACUUUGGCUCAGUCUACAGCAACACAUAUGGACAGUAUCGCCCCCCGGAGCACGGCCUUCCUCAUUCAGUGGACAGCCCCCCAUCUGCUUAUUCUUCAGAUGGAGUAUAUGCCUCUAACCUGGAGCAGAAUAUUCCUAGAAACUAUGUCAUGAUUGAUGACAUCAGUGAGUUGACAAAAGAUAACGCUAACCAACCUACGGAUGCUCUAGGCCAUCCUGUGGGAGGGCGGUAUCGCAAUGAGAAUGGUCCUGCACGUGGGAGUGCUUACAAUAGACCUGAAGAUGAGCCCGUGGAUGGUUAUGGCAGACCUAGUGGAACAACAGGGUACCAGAAUACAGUGGACAGUCGCCCCAGCACCACAGUGAGUGGGGGCUCCUCCUACUACUAUGAUGAUUAUAAACACCCAUCAAGAAGCGGCUCCAGUAGCCACAAACUUGCACCGAAGAAUCUUGCCCCUGCUGUAGUCUCCUCUAAACGUAGUAAGCACAGGAAGCAGGGAAUGGAACAGAAGGUUUCUAAAUUCUCCCCUAUUGAGGAAGCAAGGGACGUGGAGUCUGACCUGGCCUCUUACACAAUGACAACAUCAACAGGAGGCAGCUGUACUGUCGUGUCAAGAUCGAAGAAGCUUCAGGACGAUGCCACCUACGGGAUGAAGAAGAAUACAUAUGACCAACAAAAAUAUUACGGCACCAGUCGUGAUGGUCUUGAGGAGGAGGACCGCAUGUACAGCUCUGGCAGAUCCAGGUCUACGGGAUAUGGUAUGGACAAAAUAUCCUCAAGAGAUGCCACAGGACACAGAAGUAAAUCCUACGAGAGGGACGCCAUGGAGCGGUCUCAAAGGAGCAGUCGCAGUGGGAGGCCUCCAAUGCGCAGCCAGAAUUCAGAAGAGGAGAGUCCAAUCAGUCCUGUUGGGAAGCCUGUAGGCUCUGGAAUACCAGAAGCCCAUGAUGUGAGGAACCAGUAUGGCUCCAGCCAUUCGUUGCCGGAUGUGCAGGACCAUCACAAGAAGGAUCAGCCCAGGAGUCAAGUCUAUAAACCAGAUGACCCUUACCUCGUUGAUGACAUGCACUGUGCUGUUUCUGACAGCGAAGCCUAUCAUUUGGGCCAAGAGGAGACUGAUUGGUUUGAGAAGCCACGCGAGGCCCGUUCUGAUCGUUCAAGACAUCACGGAGUUCACUCAUCCACAGGUAGGCGUAGUAAACACACCUACCAUGAUUAUGACGAACCUCCGGAAGAAUACUGUCCCCAGGAUGAGUACAACCAGCAACAACGCCACCCUUCCUCCACAACGCCACGGGAUCACCGUCAGCACGGCGGCGGCAGCUCUGGCAGACACAGCUCAUCUCGCCACACCUCAGAGGAUCCCAGGUCGACCCGUUCAUCUAGAACACACCCCAAAGACCCUUCCGUUCGCUCUGAUGGCAGAGGCUCCUCGUCUACACAAAGAAGGAAUGGUCCGGACUCCCGCUCCGCACAGGGAAGCCCCCGAAACUCAGGUGACUUCUCUCGAGACCCGGCCUCUGGUCAUCAUCACGGCACGGGAGGACGGAGCCAGAGACCCCAAGGAGAUCGCACAACACCCAGAAGGCAGGAGCCUUCAACAGCGGGGCCUAAACCACAGCAACAGCAACAGCAGCCGCAGCAGCAACAGCAGCAGCAGCAGCAGCAGCCCUCCCAGGGUCAUGCUGGGCAGCAACGGUCAGGUGGUCCGGUUCAGUCGGGGAGACAUCCAGGCUCUGAACCACUUGAUGUUACCCAGCAGGCUCAGCAACAACAUCAGCCGAGUGCACAACAACAACAACAACAACAACAGCAGCAGCAGCAGCAAACCCUGCAGCACAGCCAAACCCCUCAGAGCAGCCAACCUACAUCAACCACAGCAGGAGCUGGACCGGCGCAGCCCCAACCCAAAUCUGGCCAAGCCCCACCACUGGGACGACAGUCAGGAUUAGGGACUGUGGCAGGGCAACCAGCUACCACAGCCAAAAUGGAGGCUAUUCCUGCAGCAGCAGCAGCAGCAACUGGAAUGAAACCUACAACAGGAGUCCCAACAGCACCUCAGCCCACCAAAAUAGCUACACCUCCUCUUGUAGGCAUUGGGUCCAAGGCCCCCGUUGGGAUCGGCAGUAAACCCGUAGCCAUCGGCAGCGCCGCAGCGGGACCACCACCAGCUGAAGGGGAAAAUGUCCUCACCAAAAUCCUGCAAGGAGGGGCAGCAGAGCAAGCGGGGAAACUGGGCGAUGCUUUGUCUGGCUUUGGAAAGAAGUUCACUUCAUUGUGGUGAAGUGGAGAGAGGAGGGGUAUGCAGAGUUGAAAUGAGAUGGAUUCGUAACUUUGUACUUGAAAAACCUAUGAAACUGCAAUAAAUAAUUUCACAUUAACGAAUAGAGGAAGAGAGAUCCUGAGUGCACCUGACAGAGCUGGAAUCAAAGGAUGCCUUGUCAGCAGUGAAUUCCCCAGACAUGGGCACACACGGCUGAAGGGAAUUGGAUAAAGGUGAUUGCAUCAUCAGCACGGUGGACAUGAGCAAAGGGCUGAAGAGGCCUGAGAGUAAGUGGAGGCCUUGACAGAGUCCCAGAAUGAUGAUUGUGAAGACGUCUGAGGCCUUAUUGGACCAAUUGAGGACACCAACGGUCAAUUAUAGGGAGGUGGGGAAGGAGGAUACGAGUCCAACUCCUCUUCUUCCUCCUGGAGACCUGUGUGACACUAAAAGGCCCCUCUUACACCUGACAGCUCAGUGUGACAGUCCUAGCUCUCCCUUCAAACAGCUCCAAAAUGGAAAUACCACAGCGCUCUCUAUAGGAAUUCUAAUGGAACAUCACUUGUGUCUGAGGAGUGCACAUCUGGCAAGGAUUUUGAUUCAACAUUGUGAAAAAAAAAGAAUAAGAUAUAUUUUCAUAGGUUUUUCUUUUAUCAAAGAUACUGAUAUCUGCCCACGACGAAACCACGUACCUGAGGUAGAGAAGGUGUAUGACGGCCAAGACUCACAACCUGACCACUCCACUACGAUCGUUGAAUGCUUGGUUUCUCUGAUCUCUAUAGUACAUUCCAGUUUAGGGUAUUUUACCCUUUAUUUGAAUGUGUUUUUAUUUCUCUUUUUUUAUUCAAUGUCUACAGAAUGCAUUGUAUACAUGUGGACAUGAGAAUGCACGCACAAAUGUUUGAAAAACUUUUAAAGAGUCCAUACUAAUACUUUUUCACCACCUAUGAAUCAACCACUAGUCAUGGGCUGUAGGUUGUUGGGGAAGAGAAGAACUACCAGUGUGCCCACGAGUGUGAGAUCACACUCACGAGAGGACCAAAUGAAGGAGUGGCCACGGCUCUUAAUUAGCCAUCGCAAAGCCAUCGUUGUAGUCAGCUGAGGCUGACUUUAAAAAGGAUAAAGCCUCAGAGUGGAAUUUAUCCUUUUUAUUGAUUUGUCUCAUCUUCUAGUUUCUUUUCGUUUUUGCCUGAUAUUCACAGAAUGGAAGAGCCUUAUUCAGUACAUGUUUUUACUUGUAUACCUCAUACGUUUUAAAAUGUCAAAGUCAUCAUGUAUUUCUUUUUACACAACUGUAUUCUAUUGUAUGUACACAAACCAGAGAUCUAAUUAUGUAAAUUUGUCAUUUGUGCAUUUAUGGAUUGCUCUCCAGUGACUUUUUGUUUGUUUGUUUUUCUUUGGUAAAGCUUUAUAUUUUUUAAUUUUUUAAUUUGUUUUAAUGUGUUUUGUUUUGCAUCAAAUAAUUUGCUUGUUGAUUUUUUUAAAAGCAAUAGCAUGCAGAAAAUGGUAUAUAGCACAAUCGUAUAAAUGUUGUUCAAAUCAGUGAUGGGAAAUAUCAAACACUUCUGUCGACCAAUAGACGUAUAAAAUAUGUCAGAGGGUUUACAACCACAGACCCGUGUUCAUACGUGCAUGUGAUGUGCAAAUGAGAGCAUGCAGUCGGGUACGAACACACUCACACAGUCUCUCUCUCUAACUCUUGCAGACACAUAUUCCCAUAUUGCACAUGUACUUUACACCUCCGAGCCAGGGUUAAUUGUGGUCUCCACCGAAUAGAGACGGUAACCUCCUGCUGAUCAGUGAGGUGACCGAUUCACCACCAAGAUGAUCCCUCGAGCACGCUGGGCCCACUGCCUCUACGUGUGCAAAGACACACACAAACAUGUGCUUAGGAUAUGAAAGCAAUUAUCAAUUCAAAUGUUCUAUGCAAUGACUCAUUUUGAACCUGGGAGUGAUUCUGCCUAAAACAGUUUGUCAUCAUCACUGUUCUCACAAGAAAACAACAAAUAUAUGAACGACGGUGGUUAAAAAAAAAUAAUGUCAUGAAAAUGUUUUUACUUAGCAACUUGUCUGUACGGAUUUGAAUAUUGAACUAGAAUUGUUUUUAUUUUCGUGGCAUGUUUCGACCCCUCAUUCCCCGCACAGGGACUUGUUGCCAAAGGGUGAACUGUGUAGACUGUCGGUUUGAAUGUCCACCAUCAUGUUGCUUUGAAGCAUGGGUUCGCUUGGCUUUGUCUGGCUGUUUGUAAGCCUUCAUUCAGUUUUUGUGCGUUCUGGCUGACCUGGGCUCCUCAGUGUUUGGCUUGCAGUGACUGUGCUAUAUACCUGUAACACAGAUGGUCAGCACUUCUCAUUAAUACUUGUUAGUGUACAUAUUGGGUGUCAGUAUAACCUGUGGGUUGAAUGGAAUGCUUCUAUUGGAUAUUUCAUUGUUGAUUAAAGCCACUCUGCGGCCAAGGCAUUGGAGAGGUGCAUGAUUAGAUCUUAUAUUCAUGGAAGUUGUACCUGACUGGAAAAAGGCUGAGGCAGGAUUCCAUCGAGGUUUGCCUAACAAACCUUGACUUUCACAGGCCAACGUAGAGAACCUAAAUGUACAGCCGGGGCGUGUCCUUUUCAGAGCGCGAGCCUAACAGGCAGCAUAAAUACGGAGGUUGCGUAACACUACCUGCAACUAAACAGUGUGAGAUCGACAUCAAAGUUGGAAACAGCCUCUGGUCGAGAAGAAGUGCAAGGGAGAAAAAAAAAAGCCUUCGAUGCAGCUGUCCUUUCCACGGAAAGGCAGAGAGAAACACAUUCUUACAUACAAAUGUAAAUACAAAUUCUUUCUUCUGUACAGCUUUUGAGUUCUGUGUACGGCUGUCAUGUGCAUCCCCAUGCCGUAUUUGCUGCCAACUUUUGUGUAUAAAAAGAAUUAUUUACUACCACAAUAAUGAUGGUGAAACUAAUGAUGAGGAUUAUUAUUGCAAAAGCAUAAUGUAUGUGGCUGACUUGUAUUGACUGUUUACAGCAGUGGAACAGAACUCGUCUUCAGAAAAAUACCCAGUCUGUGUAUAGUUUCUAUACAUAUCGUGCUUGUAAAACAAGAAGAAAGAACCUCCUCAGCAACUGCAUCACUGAAAGCCUUUGUCAGACUAUCAGGAGGUCUUCAAUUUGAUAGAUAUGAUCUGCAAAGGGGAUGAGGGUAAAUGGAAGCAAAAAAAGGAAAUAAAAAAUCUGGAAAAUGUCAUUCACUGUUGUAAGUGCAAUGGGCAAAACGUCAGUCGUGUAUCCAUUGUGAAACCUUGUGUUCUAUUCAGUGUAUUCCUGUAAACAGAGUAAAUUUUGGUGCAUCAUGUCAAGUAAUGUGAUUAAUGAAAAAUAUUGACCCUGCAAUUUCCAAACAGAGAGAAGAAUAAAAAGAAAAGGAACAUA